Messenger RNA from Macaca mulatta (Rhesus monkey), 1031 nucleotides. The record is from RefSeq and is a predicted model, not a curated record. NCBI's taxonomy places the organism in Eukaryota, Metazoa, Chordata, Mammalia, Primates, Cercopithecidae.
GUUCUUAACUAGGAGGAUUUCUCAAGACAAAGAUCCAUGGUCACCACUCACAAGAAGUUCUCUGUGACCCACACCCUUUGUCCCCACUCAUCCUAUGGACAAGUGAUUUCCAUGUUCUUUCUCCAUCUGCUAACUCUCUCAUCCAGCUCUAAGCUCUCAGGACAUCCACAGAACAGCUGGAAACACUCUAUUCUAUCUCACAUUGACUAUGGAGCCUUCCUGAGCCAUGGGAGGAGUGUAAACUUCUGUCUUUUAAGGACCAUCAUCACACAGAGAGGAAAAUCUGGAGAUCUGAGUUUUUGGAAUCUCACAAAAGUAACUCAGGUAAAAAUUUUAAAGAACAAAGAAGAAUCCAGAUGCAGACAGUAAAACACUCUGGCAGGUUUCCAAGCAUACCAAGAGCUCGAAGAAGGUACAAUUAGUCAUGAAACUAAGGGCCAAACAAAACCCAGAGACACCUACAACAGAAAAUUAAGCUCCAGGAGACAGCACUGAGGAAGAAAAACAAGGAAGGCAGGCGUGCUUCUGUGUUGUGGGGAUGCCUGGGUCCAGGUAUAAAGGCUGCCCAGGGAGGCCAUCCCCAGACAUCACUGUCUUCUGCCUCGACCUUAUCCAGCCACACACCACCAUGUGCCAUACCAGCUGCUCCUCAGGCUGCCAGCCAACCUGCUGCGUGUCCAGCCCCUGCCAGGCAUCCUGCUGCGUGCCUGUGGGCUGCCAGUCCUCCGUGUGUGUGCCCGUGAGCUUCAAGCCAGCUGUGUGCGUGCCUGUGAGCUGCCAGUCUUCCGUGUGUGUGCCUGUGAGCUGCAGGCCCAUCGUGUGUGUGGCCCCCUCCUGCCAGUCCUCCCUGUGCGUGCCUGUGAGCUGCAGGCCCGUUGUUUAUGCGGCUCUCUCCUGUCAGUCCUCCGGGUGCUGCCAGCCCUCCUGCGCCAGCGUCCUCUGCAGACCCAUCUCCUGCGGCAUCCCUUCCUGCUGCUGACCAUGAAUCUCCAGACCCGCUGCUCCCAGUGCAGAUGAGGCCACACCUGCAC